This is a messenger RNA of Punica granatum (pomegranate), 1062 nucleotides long. Lineage: Eukaryota; Viridiplantae; Streptophyta; Magnoliopsida; Myrtales; Lythraceae. The record is from RefSeq and is a predicted model, not a curated record.
CCUCACCCACCUCCCUCCUCUCUCUCUCUCUCUCUCUCUCUCUCUCUUUCUCUCUCUCUUUAUCUUUUUAAUCUCUCUUCUUCCUUCUCCCAAAGCUGAGUAGCGAGAAGCCAACAAUGGAGGGCGUCUCCGUUAAUGUGUACAAGGGGCUGAGGGGCUACUGGGCCAGGAGGGGCUACCAGCGCCUGGGCAAUGGCGGACGGGCCACCCCCGCCGACUCUUCUGGCCGGAGCCGGCGGCGGCGGCGGUCCUUCAGGUGGCGGCGCGUGAAGGUGGCCCCGCGCGUCAAGCUCAUGAAGCUCAUCAUCCGGUCCCCCAAGCGGUUCCUCAUCUGGCUCCGGGACGCCUACGUGAAGAUGAUGAUGGGGUUCGCCACCUCCCGGGUCUGCAGCGCCGGGUACGGCGGCUCCGUGGCCGACGCCGACAUGAGCGGCUUCGGGAGGGGCCCGCUCAAGGAGUAUGACCAGAAAAUGAUCGUCGAGAUCUACAAAUCACUGAUGGUUGCUCAGGGCCAGCUCGUCCCCCAAGCAGGGGUUCCCCGCUCCGGGGUCGUCGUCUGCCGCCGGUGAUAAGUCAAAGCGGAGAGGGGUACCUAGAUUCCUCAAAAGCUGGACUCUGCCCCAAUUCCCGGCAAGCGCCGCAGGAGUCUGCCCGGAUAUUCCGGCCCAAUGCAGCAAAAGAACCGGGGGUGGAUUGACAACUCGACGAGAUGGGCUUCCGACAAAUCUCAAGGAAAGAUCAUUUUUCUUAUUUUAAUCAAUUAAUUUUCUCUCCGUUUCUUGUAACUGCAAUACUCGUAAAAUUUUCUUGAACAAGGGGUACUUUUUUAUUUUUAUUUUUUCCCCAUUGGCCAAUAAUUUUUUAUUUUUUAAAGAAUUAUAGUUUUCCAUAAUAAUAAAUCAUGAGUCAAGUAAUUAGAAACGUCGAGAAUAGUGAUGGCUCAACGUGUGUCGUAGUUGACAGGGUGAUGUGAGAUGUGAUCCUUGUUUGGUGUCUCAUCAAUCGAAUAUUAUGUAAUGGAGUAAUCAAAUUAGGUAAGGAGAAGAACCCAAUUAAAUGUGC